AUGACGGAAGGUUUGAAUGGUGCAAGUUUAUACAUCUGUAUAAAACAAUUUAACGCCAGAUUAGGUGAUGAAUUGGAUUUAAAAGUUGGUGAUAAGGUUGAAGUUUUAGCUGAUGAUUCAGAAUAUAACGAUGGUUGGUAUAUGGGUAAGAAUUUGAUUACCGAACAAGUUGGUCUAUAUCCAAAAUCUUUCACUCAAGUAUUAGCUAAUUCAGAACCUUCAACUGGUUUAUUAAGAUCUAGAUCUAGAAGGGUUAAUUCAGAAAAAAAUUUGAAUUCAAAAUUAAAUACAGCUACAUCAAAACCACAAGAAUCAAAUAAAUCACCUUUAUCUCCUAAAAUUAAUCAAUUAGCAGAAAAUUUUGAGAAAUUAUCAACUUCGAAUUCAAGUGUUAAUAAAAGAACUUCUUCCGGUCAAGUUCAUAAAACAAUGGAUGAUAUUGAUAAAGCUUUAGAAGAAAUGCAAACCGAUUCUUUAUCACCAAAUCAAUCAAAAUCAACCCCAAUUAAUCUGUCUCAUCAACGUAAUCCAAGUGCUCAAUCUUUAACUGAAGAUUUAAAUCCUUUACAUGCUAAUGAUUGGACACCUCAACAAGUAAGUUCCUAUUUUGCUAUUGUUUUAGGUUUUGAUUUAGAUGUUGCUGGUAAAUUUUCUCGUCAUAAAAUAACUGGUGAAAUUUUAUUUCAAUUAGAUUUAACUCAUUUAAAAGAGUUGGAUAUUGAUUCUUUUGGUACUAGGUUUGAAGUUUAUAAAGAAAUUGAAAAUUUAAAACAAAUUAGUUCAAGACUGAAAAAAUUUAAUAAACCAGUUGAUGAACUGUCAGAAAUUUCAGAAGAUGAUCCUUCUAAUGUUAAUGAUUCUAAAAAUUUUAAUAAUUCAUCUAAUUCUCCUUAUAAUAAUACUUUUAAUAAUGUUUCCUUCCCCCAUAAUAAUUCUGAUGAUGAUCAACUUUCUCGUCUGGCUCUGCGUUCUCAACUGCAACUGCAAUUACUUCCUUCUGUUUCAAUUGAUACCGCUACCCCAAAACCUUUAAGAACAAAUAGUUCUAUAAGACGUCAUCAACGUAAAAGAUCUCAAUCUAUGGAAAAUAUUCCUUUGGCUUCUGGUUUAUCUACUCCAAAACAAUCAAAUGAAUUAACCUUUAUGUCUCCUCGUAAAGCUCCUGAACCUCCUGCUCAAAGUCCUUUAAAUCGUAGUUUUAAAUUUGGUGAUGGUAAUAAAGAUAGUCAUGAUAGUCCUUCAAGUUCUUCUAAUGCUUUAUAUAUGACAAGAACUAACGCUUCAAAUGCUGGCUUAGGUAUUUCAAAUGUUAAUAAUGGUGGAUUAAGUAGACCGGCUUCUUCUGUUUAUGAAACUUCAGUUAUAAGUGAUGCAACUUCUCAAAAUAAAUCACGUAAUAUCAAUCGUGAUUCUCAUCGCAGAAAUUCAUCAGUUAUUUCUUCCAAUAAUCAUAGGCGUCAUUCGUCCUUAUUUUCCUUUUUAUCGGGUAAUAAUGAUGAUAAAGAUAAAGAAGUUCAACAAAGUAAAUAUCAAAGUCAAAAUAUUCAUCACGAUGAUGAUUUAAAAUCCCCAGCUAAAGUUAAACGUCAAUCCAAAUUUAUUCCAAAACAACCAAAUGAUUUAACUGGAUUUGGUGAUCCUGAUGAUUCAGAUGCUGAACCUGAAUAUGUUGAUAUUGAUAAUACUCAAUUCUCUCCUCGUAAAUCUAAAUCAGUUCGUGGAGAAAUUUCAAAUAAUAAACGGGAUUCUUCUAAAAAUUUAAAGGAUGAAAAAAGAUCUGCCUCAGAUUCAACUGCUUUAACUAAUAAUAAUAAUAAUACGGCUGCUCCAAAUUCAAAUGCUCCAGUGGCUACUCGUCUUAAAAAUUUAAGAACUGCUUCAACUCAAAAUUUCCGUAAUUUAACUGGUCUGAAAAAACUGAAAACUUCCGCUUUCCAAGAAGGUAUCAGAGAAGUUUCUCCUGAUGAUGCAAUUAAAUCAGCUAAUUUUAGCGGUUGGAUGUCUAAGAAAUCUGGUAGCACAUUAGGUUGGAGAUCACGUUAUUUUACUUUGCAUGGUACAAGAUUAUCAUAUUUUGCAUCAUUAAAAGAUAAAAAGGAAAAAGGUUUAAUUGAUAUAACGGCUCAUAAAGUUAUACCGGUUAAUACUGAAAGUGAAGCUAUUACAAGUUCUAACGAUAAAUAUGUUGCAUUAUAUGCUGCAUCAACUGGAUUUGGGCGUUACUGUUUCAAAUUAGUACCACCAGCUCCUGGUUUCAAAAAAGGUUUGACUUUUACUCAACCAAAAACUCAUUUUUUUGCAGUUGAAAGUUAUGAAGAAAUGAGAGGUUGGAUUAAAGCCUUGAUGACUGCUACUAUUGAUAUUGAUGAUUCGGUUCCGGUUGUUUCAAGUUGUUCAACCCCAACUGUUAGUUUACUGAAAGCUCAAGAAUUAUUAGCUAAAGCCAGGGAAGAAACCAAAUUAAAAGAUGAAGAAUUAAGAGCCAAAGGUUUUAUACGUGAUGGGUUUGAUGAUGAUUAUUCUGGUGUAAUUGAUUCCAGUGGUAAUUAUAAUAAUUUUUUCGGUAAUUCAACCGUUGAUAAUCAAAAUACAUCUAACGAAAACUCUCCAAUAGUUGAUUCUCUUGAUGAAACUACCAUGUCAUCGGUUCAACGUCAAAGUACUGAUAAACAACCUAAAUUGAGUAUUGAUACUAGUGUUAAAGGUUAUAAAAGUCCAUCUACUCCUCAAGUUUCAAAUGGUCAAAAUAACUCCAAUAAUAAUGGAGCUAGCCAUUCGGGAUUUGCCUCUCCUUAUCUCUUAGCGUCCGGAUUGUUGUCUCCUAAACUGGGACAUAGCUUUCCACCUUCAUCACCAAUUGGAACUCCAAAUUCAAGAGAAAGAAAACAACCCGAUUAUUUCAAUCAAGCAGAAACUGCCAGAACCGAUAGUAAGCUGAUUUUUUCAAGUAGUAACGGACGUGUUGUCAGUGGUAGUAAAAAAAAGGAUAAAAUGUUGGCUUACAGCAGUGAUGGAUCUGGUAAUCAUACUUUUGUUAUUAAAUCUAAAAAAUAG
This is a messenger RNA of Hyphopichia burtonii NRRL Y-1933, 3054 nucleotides long. It is a transcript of the gene BOI2, whose product is annotated as Boi2p. The coding region runs from base 1 to 3054 and encodes 1017 amino acids. Gene Ontology annotation, molecular function: protein binding. The record is from RefSeq and is a predicted model, not a curated record. The transcript is spliced from 4 exons. NCBI's taxonomy places the organism in Eukaryota, Fungi, Ascomycota, Pichiomycetes, Serinales, Debaryomycetaceae. Gene Ontology annotation, biological process: receptor recycling; endosome organization; retrograde transport, endosome to Golgi. Gene Ontology annotation, cellular component: early endosome; trans-Golgi network; recycling endosome.